Messenger RNA from Lepisosteus oculatus (spotted gar), 1550 nucleotides. It is a transcript of the gene bcl2l12, whose product is annotated as BCL2 like 12. The record is from RefSeq and is a predicted model, not a curated record. NCBI's taxonomy places the organism in Eukaryota, Metazoa, Chordata, Actinopteri, Semionotiformes, Lepisosteidae. Gene Ontology annotation, biological process: regulation of extrinsic apoptotic signaling pathway.
GGGGAGGGGUUUGGGGAAGUUUGGGAAGCGCCGACUUGUGAAUGGAGGAGACGGAGCAACAGGCAGCGCUGAGAGAUUAUGUGAAAGGCGAGGGACGUAGCAGCACCGGAUCGGAGCCGCCGGCCGGCCGGCGUCACGCCGUGUGAACGCGACCGUCCCGUCCCGUCCCGGAAUCGGCCUCGUCCUCGGCGCUUGCUGAGAAAUUGAAAACUUUCGGUUCUUCGCCUCGGAGACCGGAACAAUGAGUGUGCCCCCUCUCACUCUCACAGGAGCAAUGAGAGUACCCCCUCCCUCGCCCCCCCUCUCUCCAUCCCUGCUGGAAAUCAAGGAGGAGACCCGGUUGGUUCUGGAGGCCUUUCUGCGGCGGUCCGUUGCCUUGCCAACCUCUGCUCAGCCAGGGCGGGUGGGAGGUUCCUACAGGGACCCCUACAGAUUCAGGGCCAAGAGUUCGGCUCCGGAGAGCGAUGCGCCGUUGGAGGGCAGCUGGAGUUCUCUCCAUGAGCAGAUCGCCCAGGCGGAGGAGAAGAAGCAUGGCUUCAAGACACUCAUCAAGAAGCGCCUGAGGCGCCGCCCCUCGGGCCCCCACAGCCAAUCGCAGCGCGGUGCUGGCCCCUCCCCCCCUGGGCCCCGCAAAUCAAACAGCCUUGGCCCUUCUGGGCACAGCCAAUCGCUACGCCUGCAGGAGAAGGGGGAGGGCCCUGGCCUGCUGGCCUGCGUCGGGGGCGGGGCCUCAGACGAGGAGACUGACGCAGAGAGGCAGGACAGGAGGAAGAAGCCCAAGUCGCCCUUCCUCAGCCUCUUCCGCAGGAAGUCCAAGGACCAAGUGAAGUUGCCGAUAAGAGCUCAGGGGGAGGAGCUUGGCGGCAAGACCCAGCCCCCCGGACGCCCUAAUUGGCUACCCUUAACACCGAAGGCGGAGCCUGUGGACCAGCCCAGGUCACCCACUCACGAUCCAGACUUCUACAGGGAGGUGGCCGAGACUCUGGAGCGCAUCGCCCAGAAACGCAGCUUGCCCAGGCCGUCCAAGCCGAGCCCGGCCCGCGAGGACUCUGAGAAAGAGCUCAUAGUCCAGCAGCUGGUCAAUAUCCUGUCCAUGCAGGGAGACGCUAUCAAUCAAAAGAUUAACUCGGACCCUUUCCUGCGCUCAAGCCUGUCCCGCCUGUCCUACGGCUCCUUCUCCACGCUGGUGGAGACCUUCACCACGCAGACCGAGGCCCUGCCCCCUGCGCCCGCCAGCCCCACCCUCUCCCGCAUCGCCGUGACGAUGGAGGUGUCCCGCCGGGUCGCCACAGCAACCGGGGUCCAGAGGGUUGUGGGAUACACAGAGAAGUACAUGGAGAAAUUUGUGCCCUGGAUACAGAGGAAUGGAGGAUGGGAGAAGAUUGUCCAGUGCGGAGACCUCUCUGACCGUCAGCUGGACUGAAGGCCAGCAGCUUCUGGCUCCGAGCUGAGAGCAGGAGAGGAGCUGUCCAGAGACGCUCACUGUUCCCCUGUUUAUCGCUCAGAACACCAGCCACGGGUUUACAGUGCUGGACGCAGGUCUGGACACC